AUGAAAUGUUAUGAUUAUAUUUAUAUUUGGGUACUCUUCUUUCUUUUAAAAAGUGUUGCUUGUUUCAAUUUAGAUCCCAAUGAUAAAGACUCUGUUUAUGAUGGUAUCGAUACAGUAACAAAAGGAAUGCUGAAUUACUAUCAGCCUUCGUCCCAUGAUUUUACUGCAUAUUGGUGGAUGACGGGAUCUUGUCUCAAUGGAAUGCUAAACACCUAUUCUGGAACGAAAAAUAAAACUCAUAUGGGUUUAGUUGUUGAUUCCCUUUUGGCCAACAAGGGUGAAAACGAUGAUUUCGCUCCAGACAAUGAAAAAUUCAAUCUUGGUAAUGACGAUCAAGGCAUCUGGGGCUUGACUGGUAUGUCGGCAGCUGAAAUUAAUAUCCAGGACAAUCAGUCGGAUGUUUCUUGGGCCGCCAUUGCACAAGCGGUGACAAACGAAAUGUCCGCUCGAUGGGAUAACUCUUCGUGUAAUGGUGGUAUUCGUUGGCAAAUUUAUUCUUUUAACCAAGGAUACAGUUACAAAAAUACAAUUAGUAAUGGUGCACUAUUCCAAUUGGCUUCUCGCCUUGCCCGUUAUACACGAAAUGAUACAUAUGCGGAGUUGGCUCGAAAAGUCUGGGAUUGGUCCGUAAGCGUCAAUUUUGUAGAUGCGGAUUCGUAUGCAGUAUACGAUGGAUCAAAAACAGAGACGAACUGCAGCAGCGUUACAAAUGAACAAUGGUCCUAUACAACUGGUGUUUACCUUGCUGGUACCGCCUUUUUGUACAAUUACACAAAUGGAACUUCUGAAUGGAAAGGUCAUAUGGAUGGACUGCUGAAUCGAACACUAAACCAUUACUUUAACGAGGACAAAAUUAUUUACGAGCCUACUUGCGAAACGUCGAACACUUGCAACUAUGAUCAGACUGGCUUUAAAGGUAUGCUCGCUCGUUACCUUAGUUAUACCAUGCAGCUCGCUCCUUAUACCGCUGAAACAAUUAUGCCUUACCUUCAUGCAAGUGCUAAAGCAGCUGCUUUAGCUUGCAGUGGUGGUUAUGAUGGUGUCACUUGUGGAAACAGAUGGACUUGGAACAAUGGUACAUGGGAUAAAAACUACGGACUCGGAGAACAACUUUCAGCACUGGAAGUUAUUCAAUCAGUUUUAACUCCUCAGUAUUCUCCUCUGUUAUCUCUGGACACUGGCGCAAGAUCAAAAUCCGACCCAAGCGCAGGACAAAUUACCCAAGUAAGCUAUUCCGUUCCUGCUGCCACGAAAAGUGAUAAAGGCUGGGCAGGCUUUCUAACAGCUCUCUUUUCAUUCCUUUUCUUAUUGUUUUCUCUAUGGUUGUUCUUUUAA
Messenger RNA from Schizosaccharomyces osmophilus, 1335 nucleotides. It is a transcript of the gene dfg502, whose product is annotated as plasma membrane mannan endo-1,6-alpha-mannosidase Dfg502. Gene Ontology annotation, biological process: fungal-type cell wall biogenesis; carbohydrate catabolic process. The coding region runs from base 1 to 1335 and encodes 444 amino acids. Gene Ontology annotation, molecular function: mannan endo-1,6-alpha-mannosidase activity. NCBI's taxonomy places the organism in Eukaryota, Fungi, Ascomycota, Schizosaccharomycetes, Schizosaccharomycetales, Schizosaccharomycetaceae. The transcript is spliced from 2 exons. The record is from RefSeq and is a predicted model, not a curated record.